Knipowitschia caucasica is the source of this 387-nucleotide messenger RNA. The record is from the annotation of a GenBank genome assembly. NCBI's taxonomy places the organism in Eukaryota, Metazoa, Chordata, Actinopteri, Gobiiformes, Gobiidae.
AUGCGCCGCGUCGGUAAUGAACCCGCGGGGAGCGAAGCCGCCGCUGAUCAGCCGCAACGAUCGCAGCGAGCCAAAACGUCUGAUUGCUUCCCUCCUCGGCCUCCCUCCUCGGCCUCCCGACGGGCCAACCCAGGCCACAGCCACAGCCCAGCGGAGGAGCACGUUAGCCGCGGCGCUAAAGCUAAUAUUUACCCAGAGCUAAACUGUGCAAACACGGAUAGCGGCCACACAAUCUGCACAGUGUUCUGCUCCGUGGCUUUGUUGUCCUUCCAUUGGCUACCUGUCCAUCCGGAGCCCCCCUUCCCCACGUCCGGUACCCAGGUCUAUCAAUCUGCGUGUGCGCCAGUCAAGCUUAAAACCCACAAAACGCGUCGAUGCCAAAUCUGA